Messenger RNA from Monoraphidium neglectum, 1872 nucleotides. RefSeq lists its product as hypothetical. The record is from RefSeq and is a predicted model, not a curated record. The transcript has 12 exons. Lineage: Eukaryota; Viridiplantae; Chlorophyta; Chlorophyceae; Sphaeropleales; Selenastraceae. The coding region runs from base 1 to 1872 and encodes 623 amino acids. Gene Ontology annotation, cellular component: centrosome.
AUGUCAAAUGCACUAUUUCUGAGAGCCGGGUGGCCCUAUGAUAACGACCGGCUGCUGGUGGACGCUGCGAACAGCACCUAUGCCAUUCGCAAUCAAAUCACGCCCCGUGGCGUGCGGGCGUUGUGGAACAAUUUAUGCAGCUACAUCAGCACCUCGCUGCGGUGCCACAAGGGCGUGCUGCUGCCGGGGCUCGGGAUGUUCGUCGUGGGCCAGGCUCUGGAGGACCGCUACGCCGCGUUUAAGCGGUUCCGGCCCAGCUUCAGCCUGCUGGACGGGCGGUUUGGUGGCGUGUCGCAGGAGCGCGGCAAGUACCGCCUAAUGAACCGGACACCGAUUGUGCAGCUUCAUUACCAGGCGCUCGCGCAGGCCGCGCAGACGCAUCGCGCCGUCGCGCAGCACGUGGUCGUGGAGAUACUGCAGCGCCUGGCCGAACACAUCGUGGCGGGGCACAGCCUCAAGGUCGAAUUCUCGGGCGUGGGGCAGCUGGUGCGCAACCGUGCGGGGCGCAUCGAGUUCGUUUUUGACAGCGGCCUGGUCGAGGCCCUGGAGCUCGGGGUGCGGCCGGAGUCGCCCAGCUACAGCAUAGCGGAGCUGCCUGAAUUACAUGAACCGGCUGCUGCCAGCAGGCCCGCCUCGCGCGCCACGCCGCCGCCCGCCGCGCGCGCGGCGACGCCGCAGCUGCAGCUGCAGCUGCCGCCGCCGCAGCCGCCGGCGCCGGUGCUGCAGCCGCAGGGGCUGUCCGGCGCUGACCUGGCGUACGACGCGCCGGUGGUGGCGGUGGGGUCGGUGGGUGACCAGUUUGGGGACGUGCUUCAGCACCUUCUGCGCCUCUGCCGCUCUGCAGACAGUGCGGCCCCGCGCCGCCCGCUGCGUGGCCGAGCUCGGAUCAAGCGCCGCCCCGUGCGGCUGGACGCGCGCAGGACCCGCAGCGGCGCGGUGGCGCGGGCCCAGCUGGAGGCGUGGCUGCAGAAGGACUGCCGGGAGGUGCUGCAGGCGGUGGACGGCGCCACCAUGCUGGACCUGCUGACGUUACACACCUAUGGCACCACCGGGCGCUUUGUUCACUACCUGACUUUCACUCAGGACUUGGAAAUGACCAUUGUGGGACGCCACAUGCAGCAACAGCACCAGCAGCAGCAAGCGCUUAUCCGGCCAAGCUCUGGCCCCCAGCAGGCGCUGGCGCCUUUCGGCGCGCCCUCGCCGGCGCCGGCUCCGCAGCAGCAGCAGCAGGCGCAGCGGUUCGUAGUUCAGCACUCGCCGCCGCCGCCGCCGCCGCAGCAGCAGCAGCAGCAGCAGCAGCAGGAGCAGCGGCGGCCAGCCGCGCCGCUCAUUGUGGAGGAUAUCACCCCACAGUUUCAGCAAGACUCGUACGCUGCGCCCUGGCCCGCGGCGGGCGCCCCCGGCGCGGGCGCGCCCCCCGGCAGCCCGCCGCCGCCGCCGCUGAACCACUACCUCCAGAACAUGAUAUCGCCGCGCUCCAGGGCGGAGUAUGAUGAGUUCAAUAAGUACCACUUCGGGCGGCUGAGGCAGGGGCGCGACCGGCGCGCCAUCACGCCGAAGGCGCGCCGGGGGCGGGGGGUGCGGGCGUCCGACGCGCGCAGCGGGCUGGUGGGCGAGGAGCCGCUGAACCGAGAUGAGGUGGCGCAGUACAGGGCGGAGCUGCGCAGCCCGCAGGUGGCGGCAGGGAUCGCGGAGAGGGUCAAGCCCACAAACCAGCUGGACCACGUGAGCGACCUCCUGCACUCCCGCCGCCCCGCGGCCCAGCAGCGGCUGUACGCGGCGCCGGUGCAGCGCUUUGUGCUGCCGGAGCGCGACCACCUUGGACAGGGCGGCGCGUCAGAGGGGUACGGGGGAUACGGCGACGGAUGGUGA